Molecule: messenger RNA, 1559 nt
Organism: Peromyscus leucopus (white-footed mouse)
Lineage: Eukaryota; Metazoa; Chordata; Mammalia; Rodentia; Cricetidae
Gene: Tafa3
Product: TAFA chemokine like family member 3
Exons: 5
Coding region: 9-494 (161 amino acids)
Biological process (GO): neuroblast differentiation; negative regulation of microglial cell activation; regulation of neuroblast proliferation
Molecular function (GO): receptor ligand activity
Source: RefSeq, a predicted model, not a curated record
UCUCUUGAAUGUCUCCUCCACAGGCUCUACCUUCCUGUUCCCUGGUCCUUCUGUAUCACUCAUCACUGGCUGCAAGCUGCCUGGAGAUGAGAAUGAGUGAGAGGACCGCGAGCAACUGGAGCCCAGGCAGCUGGGUGCUAGCACUGUGCUUGGCCUGGCUGUGGACACGUCUGGCCUCUGCUUCUUUGCAGCCUCCAACAGCCGCAGUCCUAGUAAAGCAAGGCACCUGUGAGGUGAUCGCCGCACAUCGCUGCUGCAACCGGAAUCGCAUCGAGGAGCGCUCCCAGACCGUCAAAUGCUCCUGCCUUUCUGGCCAGGUGGCUGGCACCACAAGGGCAAAGCCCUCCUGCGUGGAUGCCUCCAUCGUCCUGCAGAAGUGGUGGUGUCAGAUGGAGCCCUGCCUGCUGGGGGAGGAGUGUAAGGUGCUCCCGGACCUGUCGGGGUGGAGCUGCAGCAGUGGACACAAGGUCAAAACCACCAAGGUCACACGAUAACUCUCAGGGCCAUGGCUUAGGCAGAAAGAACAGCCUUGACUGAGCUCUGGACUGAAGAAUGGCUUCUGGUCACCAGCCAGCAGAUUUGAGGACUCACUCACCCGGACAUGGAGUUCCAUGUCAAAUGCCACAUCAGACUUGCCAGGGCCCUGUUAGCCAUGCUGCUUAGCAGAAAUGCUUGGAUCUUCGGCCACGUACUUAGAGACCCGUGCUCUCCUACGAACAAAAGUCAACACAUAUAAUCCUGUCCUUACGGAAUAUCUUGUCAAGCUAGGGAGUAGAUGGCAGAUGAUUUAAGCAGUUUAAAGUGUGUGGUACCAUGGCCUCCAAGCUACCUGCUGUGGGUGUGGUGGGGACGGGGUAGAUGAGAGUCUCAUAGAUCUUCAGCUAUCCUCUGAUCGUGAUUGCAGGACGCAAGGUCAUGACGUCCUAUCAGUACCUUCCCAUCAGUCCUGCAUCCCCAGAAAGAUGCUAAGAUGUUAAAGGAGACACUGUCCCCUGAUGCCAAGCCAGUGGGAUCUCUUUUGGACAGUGUGGGAAAGCAGAGAUGAAGGCCAGCAGCUCUUCAGCACAGCCCUCAGGGGCAGGGUGUGUGGCUCACACCCUUUGCAGUCUAUGGGAUGGACAGGUCCUCAGGAUCACCCCCACCCCAACUUCAGGUUUUGUUUUUGCUUUUUUUUUUUUUCUUCUUGUUUUAAUGGAUGAGAAAACUGAGUCACAGAGAGAUGAGAUGGUUUGCCCAAGAUCUCACAGCUUGGGCUUCCAAACCAUAGCUGCUGAGAUUCCAGGGUAGGUCUUACCUGGUAAUUUUAUCUAGAGAGCAGGACCCUGCAAACACUUUCUGGAGAGCAGCGACAUGUUUCUUGGGAGGUGAGAUUUUGAUCACUGGGACUUUGAUUGAUGCCACUGAUCUCCUAUCCAAAAUAAUCCAGAAUCCCCACCAACUGCAGAGUGGAGCCACUUCUCAGUCCCCCAAGUCCAAGCAGUCCCCAUGGUAGCCCAGAGGUCACUUGGCCUAGUUGCAGCUGGAGCACUGGAGCUGGCACCCCACUGGAGCUGGCACCC